Molecule: messenger RNA, 1280 nt
Organism: Triticum aestivum (bread wheat)
Lineage: Eukaryota; Viridiplantae; Streptophyta; Magnoliopsida; Poales; Poaceae
Product: cinnamoyl-CoA reductase 1
Exons: 6
Coding region: 108-1127 (339 amino acids)
Molecular function (GO): oxidoreductase activity, acting on the CH-OH group of donors, NAD or NADP as acceptor
Source: RefSeq, a predicted model, not a curated record
CUUUUUCGUGAUGAACUGAUGAGGUAGCUCCUCCUCUGCUACUUAAGGCCGCGCCAGCAAGAAGGGAGGAGCAGAUCGACCGGCCUUGGCUAAGGAUCAGCGCGACCAUGGCCACAGGUGUGACGGUGUGCGUCACCGGCGCCGCCGGGUAUUGCGCCUCGUGGCUUGUGAAGCUCCUCCUCUUCCGUGGCUACGCCGUCCACGGCACCGUCCGCGACCUCUGUGAUAACAAGACUGCCCAUCUAAGGCGCUUAGAUAAUGCUGCUAGCAACCUCAAGCUUUUCAAGGCUGAUCUCCUUGACUAUGAUGCAAUGGCAUCUGCCAUUUCGGGAUGCCAGGGUGUUUUCCAUGUGGCGACUCCUGUUCCUUCAGGAGAAUUAACCGAUCCAGAGCUACAAAUGUUGGGCCCUGCUGUUACCGGCACCACGAACGUGCUCAAGGCCGCCUCCGCCGCAAAUGUCCGACGAGUGGUCGUCGUGUCAUCCAUGGUUGCUGUGGAGAUCAACCCCAAAGACUGGCCCCAAGGCAAGAUCAGAGACGAGAGCUGUUGGUCAGACACAGAAUUCUGUAGGAGCAAUGAGAGCUGGUACCCUGUUGCCAAGAUCGCGGCAGAAGCGGCGGCGCUGGAGUACGGGCGUGAAACCGGGCUCGACGUGGUGACACUGAACCCUGCACUGGUGUUUGGCCCCCUGCUCCAGCCGACCGUCAACGCGAGUAGCCAGUUCCUCAUCUACUUGCUCAAAGGAGGCCCUGAUCAGGUGAGGGACAAGCUGUGGCACAUCGUGGACGUCCGCGACGUCGCCGGCGCGCUGCUCCUGCUCUACGAGACACCCGGAGCCGCCGGCCGGCACAUCUGCGCGCCACACUUCAUCACCGUCAGGGAGCUGUUGCGUUUGCUCAAGAGCAUGUACCCUGGGUACCCCUACAUAUCUGAGGAGAGCAUAUAUGACAUGGAUCACCCGGCUCCUAUGACCUCCGAAAAGCUGGAGAAGCUGGGGUGGAGCCAGCGGCCGCUGAGGGACACGAUAGCAGACACCGUCGAGUUCUGCCGGGAGGCCGGGUUUCUUGAGGGCGCCGAUGGUGAUGACGUGCCCUGCCGCUUCCCUCCUCUUUUCAACAAUAUCUAGCGUCAAGCAAGAAUUUGAAGAAUUUUGGGCGAGCAUAUAUAGUGUUGCUCCUCUAUUAUUGCUACCUUUGUGUGUGUAAUAGGUGUGAGAUAGAAAUGUCUGGACGGACCAACAUGUAAGACCCGCAAUAAUAAGAUGAACCCUGCAAUUCAA